AUGGCGCCGAUAACUGAUGUCAACGAUGUCGCCUUCACGGAUGAACUCAAAAGAACCCGUUCUGCCGAGGAAGCCGUCAUUGCCUACUCGCAGCAGGACACCAGAGAUUUGUCGAGUGCUGUAGUCCGAUGCACCCCGGCUCAUGUCGGUGGGAACACGUGGCACACUGGCGGGAGCGACCCGAAUGCUCCUGAGCACUUGACUGUCGAGUACAAAGACCGCAAUGGGAAUCACGUCACCACCAAGCACAUUGACAGAAACGGAAACGCGUGUUAA
Messenger RNA from Thermothielavioides terrestris NRRL 8126, 276 nucleotides. RefSeq lists its product as uncharacterized. The record is from RefSeq and is a predicted model, not a curated record. Bases 1 to 276 code for a protein of 91 amino acids. The transcript has 2 exons. Lineage: Eukaryota; Fungi; Ascomycota; Sordariomycetes; Sordariales; Chaetomiaceae.